UCCUCUUCCCCAACCCCUCCAUUAUAUAAGAGAAAGAUCAGAGCUGCUUGACAAACACUCACACCUAGCAAACAGCUAUAUACAACCAGGUGGGGAUCUCCAAUCCACCAGCAUACCGUACUGAUCGCUCUCUCCUCAUAUCAUUCAGACAUCGUCCAAGACUGUUUGUCCUAGUGAUCGGAACCAGAGCGGCGGCGGCGGUGACGAUGAGCAGGAACAACGGCAAGGCGUCGAAGCUGGAGUUCCUGAGGCUGGGCCUGUCGAGGGCGAGAGGCGGGCCUUCAACGACGACCACGACGACGGCGCGCCCGGGCGGGGACAGCGGCAACGGCAACGGCAGCACGACGUCGCCGCACCGGGUGUCGUCGUCGUCGUCGUCCACGGCGUCGCCGCCGAGCUCGUGCGUGUCGUCCGAGGGCAGCCCGCAAGCGGCCGCGGCGCCGCCCGGCGGCGGCGCGGCGCCCAUGGUCCUUGCCGGGUGCCCGCGGUGCAUGAUGUACGUGAUGCUGUCCCGGGAGGACCCCAGGUGCCCCCGGUGCCACAACGCCGUGCUGCUCGACUUCAACGACGGCGAACAGCGCCAUCCGCGGCAGCGCCGGUGAAACCGUGCACAAGUGACCGAGCUGAACGAUCGGAUAGGCAGCUGCUGAGCUGAGUUCUUGCCUUCACGUCAUCGUCUUCGUCAUCAUAGUCGUAGCUUAUAGUUUCCUAUUCCCCGUCGAGCUUGUUUCGAUCACCAAGGAAUUAUUGCAUAGACCUGUUUCUACCGCGCUGUCAAAGCCUCAAAGGGAUCGGUCUAGGUAAUAAUUUCGUGUUUUCUUAGGUAAUAAUUUCGUGUUCUUAGUAUGUGCUGUGCUGUUGAGAAUCAAGUGCAUCAAGUCUGUUCUGCGAUGAGCAUUGUUCGAUUUUAAUUGGAGUUACACUCUUGUCCUAUCA
Molecule: messenger RNA, 936 nt
Organism: Setaria italica (foxtail millet)
Lineage: Eukaryota; Viridiplantae; Streptophyta; Magnoliopsida; Poales; Poaceae
Exons: 2
Coding region: 207-602 (131 amino acids)
Source: RefSeq, a predicted model, not a curated record